AGGCCGCGAGCUCGUGCGGCCCGGGCUGAGGUGAGCGCGCGGCUGGCGGCGCGCGCGGAGGCGACCCGGACUCCCCGCUUCUGCGGCGGGCCCUGAAGCAUGGCUGCCAUGUUGGGAGAUGCCAUCAUGGUGGCCAGAGGUCUGGCCAGGCUGACGCAGGCCUCUGUGGAGACUCACCUGCAGCACCUGGGUCUUGGUGGGGAGCUCAUCACGGCCGCCAGGGCCCUGCAGUCCACCGCUGCAGCGCAGGUCAGCGCGGUCUUCGGGCGGGGGCAGGGGCAGCACGCGCGUGACGAGGCUUUCGCCCCAGAGGGCUUCGAUGACCCGGAAGCAGAGCUGCCGUUCUCAGGGCCACAGGCAGCUGGAGCCGCCGCAGACGUCCCUGCAGCCGCUGCCCAGGACCAGGCACCGCAGCCACCCCUGGCUCAUGCCCGGAGCCAGGGCCCGGCCCCUGCCUAUGCUACUGAUGGACCAUUUUGGGCUGACCGGGCUGCCUCCCCCCAGAGCGGGGUCAGCGCGAGGAUGUUCUCAGACCCCAGAGACUUUUCCCUCGCCACUGGUGUCCAGCGACGGUUCUUCCACCAGGACCAGUCUCCUGUGGGGGGCCUCACGGCCGAGGACAUUGAGAAGGCCCGGCAGGCCAAGGCUCACCCUGGGAGCAAGCCACACAAGCAGGUGCUCAGUGAGCGGGCUCGGGAGCGGAAGGUGCCAGUUACACGGAUUGGGCGGCUGGCCAACUUUGGAGGUCUGGCUGUGGGGCUGGGCUUCGGGGCCCUGGCUGAGGUUGCCAAGAAGAGUCUGCGCCCAGAGGCCUCUGCAGGAAAGAAGGCUGUGCUGGACUCCAGCCCCUUCCUCUCGGAGGCCAACGCGGAACGCAUCGUGAGCACGCUGUGCAAGGUGCGCGGGGCGGCGCUGAAGCUGGGUCAGAUGCUGAGCAUCCAGGACGAUGCCUUCAUCAACCCUCACCUGGCCAAGAUCUUCGAGCGUGUGCGGCAGAGCGCCGACUUCAUGCCGCUGAAGCAGAUGACGAAGACGCUCAACACGGACCUGGGCCCGCACUGGAGGGAGCGGCUGGAGUACUUCGAGGAGCGGCCCUUUGCAGCCGCCUCCAUCGGCCAGGUGCACCUGGCCCGCCUGAAGGGCGGCCGGGAGGUGGCCAUGAAGAUCCAGUAUCCUGGUGUAGCCCAGAGCAUCAACAGUGACGUCAACAACCUCAUGGCCGUGCUGAACAUGAGCAACAUACUCCCGGAAGGCCUGUUCCCUGAGCACCUGAUUGACGUGAUGAGGCGGGAACUGACCCUUGAGUGCGACUACCAGCGGGAAGCGGCCUGUGCCAAGAAGUUCAGGGAGCUGCUGAAGGACCACCCCUUCUUCUACGUGCCUGAGAUCGUGGACGAGCUCUGCAGCCCCCACGUGCUCACCACGGAGCUGGUGUCGGGCUUCCCCCUGGACCAGGCGGAAGGGCUGAGCCAGGAGACUCGCAAUGAGAUCUGCUACAACAUCCUGGUUCUGUGUCUGAGGGAGCUGUUCGAGUUCCACAUUAUGCAGACAGACCCCAACUGGUCCAACUUCUUCUACGACCCUCAGCAGCACAAGGUGGCUCUUCUGGACUUCGGGGCCACACGGGAGUACGACAGGUCCUUCACCGACCUCUACAUCCAGAUUAUCCGGGCUGCUGCGGACAGAGACAGGGAGACGGUGCUGAAGAAGUCCAUAGAGAUGAAGUUCCUCACAGGCUACGAGGUCAAGGCCAUGGAGGACGCCCAUCUGGAUGCCAUCCUCAUCCUGGGAGAGGCCUUCGCCUCCGACCAGCCCUUCGACUUUGGCACCCAGAGCACCACCGAGAAGAUCCACGGCCUGAUCCCCAUCAUGCUCAAGCACCGGCUCGUGCCCCCGCCCGAGGAGACCUACUCGCUGCACCGCAAGAUGGGCGGCUCCUUCCUCAUCUGCUCCAAGCUCAAGGCGCGCUUCCCCUGCAAGGCCAUGUUCGAGGAGGCCUACAGCAACUACUGCGGGCACCAGGCAGCCCCGCAGCGCGGCCCACCUGCCCUGGCAACUCUGCCGGCGGGUGGCUGCCGGCGGGGCGGUGCGGGGAAGAGGCCGGGGGAGGCCACGCGGCUCUGAGGUGGAAGGCGGGCCCGGGCUGCUCGCCAGUGCCUGUGGCCAACAAGACCAGAGACAAGAAGCAAAUGCAGGGGAGCCAUGUUGGCUUUUGUCAGCCACGCAGUGGGAGGCUGGCGCUUCUGGUGCGGUUUCCGAGUCUGCCUUCUGCCACUCUGCUCUAGGUCGGCACGGGGCCUGGCGCCAGCAGCCGCUGGGGGCCCCAGCAGGCCAGUGCAGCGUCUGUGCGAGUCUUGUGCUCAUUUAUUGGUUGCCUAUCAAUAAAAAUACUACGAAAA
Molecule: messenger RNA, 2399 nt
Organism: Dipodomys spectabilis (banner-tailed kangaroo rat)
Lineage: Eukaryota; Metazoa; Chordata; Mammalia; Rodentia; Heteromyidae
Gene: Coq8a
Product: coenzyme Q8A
Exons: 15
Coding region: 100-2124 (674 amino acids)
Biological process (GO): ubiquinone biosynthetic process
Cellular component (GO): extrinsic component of mitochondrial inner membrane
Molecular function (GO): kinase activity
Source: RefSeq, a predicted model, not a curated record